Drosophila takahashii is the source of this 1174-nucleotide messenger RNA. It is a transcript of the gene Zip102B, whose product is annotated as Zinc/iron regulated transporter-related protein 102B. Gene Ontology annotation, biological process: zinc ion transport; transmembrane transport. Gene Ontology annotation, molecular function: metal ion transmembrane transporter activity. Gene Ontology annotation, cellular component: membrane. The record is from RefSeq and is a predicted model, not a curated record. Lineage: Eukaryota; Metazoa; Arthropoda; Insecta; Diptera; Drosophilidae.
AUGCGGUUCAUCUCUAGUUAGGAAUUGAGUUGGCAAAAACAUGUAAACGUUGAUAGAUCAUGCCCAUUUAAAUCUCAUUGGGCAAUCAUGGCUGAAGAGACCAUUAUUCUUAUUUUGUUAGUUUUGGUUAUGCUUGUUGGGUCGUACUUGGCAGGGAGCAUACCGAUGCUAAUGAAAUUGAGCGAGGAAAAGCUCAAAUGUGUCACUGUGCUGGGCGCCGGUUUGUUAGUGGGUACUGCUCUUGCCGUUAUAAUACCAGAAGGUAUUCGAUCAUUGUAUAUGGGUAAUGGGCGACCACAAGAUCUGACUCCAGAGCACCAAGAUUACUCGCAGACCAUCGGACUUUCUCUUGUGCUGGGUUUCGUCUUCAUGAUGUUAGUGGACAUAUCACAGCGGAAAAGCAAUGUCGGAAGUGACAAAAAGAACAAUGCCACCUUAACUCUCGGAUUGGUGGUCCAUGCUGCAGCUGAUGGUGUGGCUUUGGGGGCAGCAGCCACGACCAGCCAUCAGGACGUUGAGAUAAUUGUAUUUUUAGCUAUAAUGCUUCAUAAGGCACCAGCAGCAUUCGGGCUGGUAACUUUCUUACUGCAUGAGAAGGUUGACAGGCAACAAAUUCGAAGACACCUAGCAUUGUUUUCCCUGUCAGCACCUCUUUUGACUAUUUUAACGUAUUUUGGAAUAGGCCAGGAGCAGAAGGAAACGUUAAAUUCUGUUAAUGCCACUGGGAUAGCAAUGCUAUUUUCGGCCGGAACAUUUUUGUACGUUGCCACUGUUCAUGUCUUACCAGAACUUACCCAGGGGGGAUUAUCACAGAGCGAUCAGCAUGAUUACCGUUUACUAGAGGAAUCUCGAGAUGUUGUUACUAAUGACAAAAGUGGAAAUAAUAGCCUACACGCUUUAAAAUAUAGUGAACUAAUAAUUAUGAUUUGUGGUGCGCUGCUCCCGCUAGUUAUAACAUUUGGACAUAAGCACUAGGAUAGCAUAUCAACAUUCCUGGCAAGUAAGAUUUAGUAAAAGUUUGGGGGAUAAUAUGCAAUAUAAUUUGUGUUCAAACUAUAAUGCGAUAAAUAUGUAUAUUACACUUGAAAACAUUUCAGUGAAUUUGUCUAAUUUAUUGUCGUAAAAUGAAACAUUUAAAAUAAACCAUUGAAAAGACGCAUUUGGUCAAAUGUAA